ACAAUGCAAUCUGAACUGUUUAUGCAUUCAGGUCAGGGAUUCGAACCACUCUAACUGACAGAACAUAUUCAUUGUACACAAGUACAACGCUUCAGCCAACGAGGCUAUCUGCAUCAUCAAAUAAAUAUGUAAUUUAAGCCUUAUAAACCUGAUACUAUUUUAGUUACAAUAAUAUGUUCUGGCGGAACACAGCGAAGAUUGUCGAAAACUAAAUCGGAAAUCAGAGAUUACAGGUUUAGCACGUGCAUCGCGCUUAAUGCCAAUCAUCCACUGGUGAAGAUUUCCUGACCGAAUGAUUCAGACUCAAGUUAUUUGAUACAAACUUAACGGAUGAAGAUGGUCUCGGUAUCCAAGUUUUGAUUGUUCCUUUAUGCGCAUUGUACAUCUCCGAUAUGUACCGAAUAUUCACGAGCGGUUCUACGAUAGCAUGGCUAAUUUUUACUCAAUUUUUCUGGACUGCGGCUGUUGUCUUGGGAAUCUUAUUGGCAAUAAGAGUGUACUGUUACCGACACAUGCUGCUGCAGCUGGUGACGAAGCUGGUCUUUGAGGAAUACGGCGGCCUCCUCCCGGGUCUGCGCGACUCCCACACUCGCUGCAUGAGCUGUCAGACGGACAACGUGGACUACCAGUCCGAGUCGGACAAGCUCAUCAAGCAGUACAGCAAGGAGCUCAAACAGGCUCAAAGAUAUAUCCUUCAGAUGAAACGGAAAUUUACACAAAGAGUGAGUGCUUUAAAAGAGAUGUCAAAACAGCGGAGUAAAUUUUUAUCGAAAAUGCAGCUGAAAUUUCCGAAUAUAGAACGCGAGAAAGAGUUACUACUGGCGGAACGCGACGCGAUAGAAAAACAGUACCAAGAAGAACGGAGACGAAACCGAGAACUGAUUAGUCGAUUUCAAAGACUGCACCAACAGUUUGGCAGAGUAGGCCAGGCUGCGUUUUCACAACACCCGCGGGAACCUAAUGUUAUUUUAUGAUUAAUAGCAGGAACAACAGAAAAGAGAGAGAGAGAAAAAAUUACAUAUAUGGAAUAGCAAUGUCA
Messenger RNA from Gigantopelta aegis, 1039 nucleotides. RefSeq lists its product as uncharacterized. The transcript is spliced from 5 exons. The record is from RefSeq and is a predicted model, not a curated record. NCBI's taxonomy places the organism in Eukaryota, Metazoa, Mollusca, Gastropoda, Neomphalida, Peltospiridae. Bases 393 to 974 code for a protein of 193 amino acids.